AUGGAUUAUCUAAUUCUGGUCACUCUUCUAUUCUGGUUGAUGUUAUCAACUGCAAGUUCUUCUUCCCUGUAUCAUGGGAAGGGGAAUUACUACCUUCUCAACCAUCGUAAAAUGUCCCCCAAUUAUCUCAAUCAGAAAGUCAUCAACGAAUCCUAUGCGGCAAUCUUCGAUGCUGGAAGUACAGGAAGUCGUGUACAUGUCUACCGUUUCAACAAGCACUUACAUCUCCUCCAUAUUGGGGAAGAUCUUGAGCUUUAUGUUAAGACUAAACCAGGUUUGAGUGCAUACGCUGAGAAUCCACAAGAAGCCGCAGAUUCUCUAACUCCCCUUUUAGAGGAAGCAGAAAGUGUUGUUCCUGAAGAGUUGCAUCCCAGGACACCCGUUAAACUUGGAGCAACAGCAGGUUUGAGGACAUUGAAAGGGGAUGCUGCUGACAGGAUCUUGGAGGCGGUUAGGAAUAUGUUCAAGAACAGAAGCACACUGAAUGUUGAAUCAAAUGCAGUUUCGGUGUUGAGUGGAACCCAAGAAGGAGCAUAUAUGUGGGUGACUAUUAACUAUCUAUUGGGAAACUUGGGAAAGCAUUAUUCAAAUACUUCAGCAAUACUUGAUCUUGGAGGUGGGUCUGUUCAAAUGGCUUAUGCAGUCUCAGAGAAAGAUGCUGCAAAGGCUCCAAAAGUGCCUGAGGGAACGGAUCCAUACAUAACGGAGUUGUUCCUCAAGGGAAAGAAAUAUUAUCUCUAUGUUCACAGUUACUUGCGCUUUGGAUUACUAGCAGCUCGUGCAGAGAUUUUAAAGGUUACAGAUGGUUCUGAAAACCCUUGUAUUUUAGAGGGCUUUGAUGGGUAUUACAAAUAUGGAGGAGUGGAGUAUAAGGCCUCAGCUCCCCAUUCUGGCUCAAGCUUCAGCAAAUGCAAACAAGUAGUUCUUGAGGCUCUCAAUGUUAAUGGGACAUGUUCAUAUAAAAAAUGCACUUUCGGUGGGAUAUGGAAUGGUGGAGGGGGAAAUGGAGAAAACAACUUUUUUGUUGCAUCGUUUUUCUUUGAACUAGCUGAUGAGGCUGGUUUUGUUGAUCCAAACGCACCCAAUGCCAUAGUUCGUCCUGUGGAUUUUGAGAAUGCAGCAAAGCUAGCUUGCGAGACAGAACUAAAAGAUGCCAAAUCCACUUUUCCUCGUCUUAAGGAUGGAGACACUCCCUAUAUAUGCAUGGAUCUUGUAUACCAAUAUACAUUACUCGUUGAUGCAUUUGGCAUUGAUCCCUGGCAGGAGAUUACGUUGGUGAGACAAAUUCAGUAUCAGGAUUCUCUUGUGGAAGCAGCAUGGCCCCUAGGUAGUGCCAUUGAAGCCGUAUCAUCAUUACCUAAAUUUGAGAAAUUAAUGUACUUCAUUUAA
Molecule: messenger RNA, 1389 nt
Organism: Gastrolobium bilobum
Lineage: Eukaryota; Viridiplantae; Streptophyta; Magnoliopsida; Fabales; Fabaceae
Product: nucleoside-triphosphatase-like
Exons: 9
Coding region: 1-1389 (462 amino acids)
Biological process (GO): nucleoside diphosphate catabolic process
Cellular component (GO): membrane
Molecular function (GO): nucleoside diphosphate phosphatase activity
Source: RefSeq, a predicted model, not a curated record